Molecule: messenger RNA, 1560 nt
Organism: Aspergillus nidulans FGSC A4
Lineage: Eukaryota; Fungi; Ascomycota; Eurotiomycetes; Eurotiales; Aspergillaceae
Product: sterigmatocystin biosynthesis P450 monooxygenase stcL
Exons: 2
Coding region: 1-1491 (496 amino acids)
Biological process (GO): sterigmatocystin biosynthetic process
Cellular component (GO): membrane
Molecular function (GO): oxidoreductase activity, acting on paired donors, with incorporation or reduction of molecular oxygen; versicolorin B desaturase activity; heme binding
Source: RefSeq, a predicted model, not a curated record
AUGGCUUUCCUAUCCCUUCCUAUCCUAACAGCGCUCGGCGCAGUCGUUUACGUGCUCUUCCAACUCGUGUACAACCUCUACUUCCACCCACUACGCGACUAUCCCGGUCCUCUGCUAUGGCGAGCCAGCUCUCUUCCUUGGAAACUGACCCUCCUUCGCGGCACAAUGCAUCACGACCUGAUGCGCCACCACCAGACGUACGGCGAUACUGUGCGCAUAAAGCCUGACGAGAUUAGCUACGCAAAUGGCCAGGCCUGGCGCGACAUCCACGCCCACGUACCUGGGCGCCCAGAAUUCCUCAAAGACCCUGUCCGCCUGCCACUGGCUCCAAACGGGGUUAUGAGCAUUCUCGUCUCUGACACUCGCAACCACGCCCGGUUCCGGAGUCUGUUCGGCCACGCUUUUAGUGACAAGGGGCUUCGCGCGCAGGAGCCCACGAUUGCCCGCUAUGCUGAUUUACUGGUCGAAGUCCUCCGCGAGGUUGCCGAUACUGGCAAGUCAGUCGAGAUGGUCCGUUAUUUCAACAUGGCGAUCUUUGACUCCAUUGGCGCGCUCUCAUUUGGGGAAUCCUUCGACAGCCUCAGGAACCGCGAGCUCCACCCGUGGGUAGACACGAUCCACAAGAAUCUCAAAAGUGUCGCCAUCUCACACGUUCUCCGCAGCAUGGGCGUCGAGUUCCUGGCCCCCUAUCUAAUGCCGGCCGAGCUGCGCGGCAAGCGACAAGAGAACUACACAUAUGCCAUAGAAAAACUCAAGAAACGUAUGCAAAAGACGGGUGAUCAGGGCGACUUCUGGGACCGGGUAAUCGUCAAAAGUGCCGACGGGAACCAAUCAGGAGAUGGAAUGAGCUAUGGCGAGAUGAUCAACAACGCGGCGGUCAUGGUGGUCGCCGGGUCUGAGACGACCUCGUCGGCGCUAUGCGGCUGCACGUAUCUACUCUGCAAAUUUGAUAAGAUGGACAAGGCUGUCGCCGAGGUUCGGGGCGCAUUCGCGGCCGCCGACCAGAUCGACCUGGUCUCUGUCUCUCGGUUGCCGUACCUGACGGCCGUCAUCGACGAAACCUUGCGCAUGUACCCCUCGGUCCCUGGACAGCCGCCCAGAGUGGUGCCAGAGGGCGGAGCAAUAGUAUGCGGACGGUUCGUUCCUGCUGAGACCCGCGUCGGUGUCAGCCACCUGGGCGCUUACUACGCGCCAUACAACUUCAGCCAUGCGGACAAGUUCAUUCCUGAGCGGCAUCUGGCCGGUGCCAAGUUAGAGGAGCCGUUCCGACACGACAACUAUGCGGCGUACCAGCCGUGGUCUGUAGGAGUGCGCAACUGCAUUGGACGGAACCUGGCCUAUGCAGAGGUCAGGCUGACGCUGGCUAAACUGCUGUGGCAUUUUGAUAUAAGCCUGGACGAGGAGAGGACGGGGAACUUUUUGGACCAGAAGAUCUGGUCAAUUUGGGCGAAGAGGGAGCUGUAUCUGGAAAUUCGGACCAGGGAAUUUUAGCAUGUAGGUAGGGUCUAAAUGAGGCUGUGCUAGUUUUCACUAAGUCAGAACGAACUUGAUACUUUAUUA